AGACGGCCUUCCCGUAAUCUGGAACUUUCUGGAUAAUGGGUCUCCGGAUAACGGAUCCCACACCCGUAUUAGAAUUUUAUACUUAAGAUGCACUCUAUGGGAGAUGUCCUUCCCGUAAUUUGGAACUUUCUGGAUAAUGAGUCUCCGCAUAACGGAUCCCACACCCCUAUUAGAAUUUUCACUUAAGAUGCACUCUAUGGGAGGCAGCCUUCCCUUAAUUUGGAGCUUUCUGGAUCAUGGGUCUCCACAUAACUGAUCCCACACCUGUAUUCGAAUUAUUCUCUUAAAAUGCACUAUAUGGGAGACGGCCUUCUCGUAAUUUGGAGCUUUCUGGAAAACGGAUCCUACACCUGUAGCACAACAGUACUUUAAUGAACAUAUUAAACUAAAAAUAGAAAAAAAGCAUAUAUGAAGGAAAAGUAGGGAAAUAUUGUGAGCGUAUAUGUUAUGUAUGAGUUGUGGGCACUAGGGGGCGCAGUUACACCGCCAUGGGAUGGCAGCACCGCUGAGAGCUGGGCAAUUAUUUCUGAAAAGAAAAAAUAAUCUCAGGUUUUAACAAAAGAGGAAAAGUGUUUUCAUUGUGAAGCUGGAGGCAGAGAGAGAGCAGCGUUCCCAACCUCCUGUUCUGUAGCACCAACUCCACCUAAAUCCUCAUUUCUGGGGGGUCUAAGCCUUUGGGCGGGGGGAAUAUCUAUAUGACACUCAAGGUAGGUGUCGGGUGCAAAGGAUCUGGGUUCAGUUGCUGUUCCAAUGCCUGUAGGCUGUGUAUCCCCAUGAUGGAGGUGGCCUCUCGCUCCACCUGCAGGACAUGAGAAUUGGAAGGGGGGACACUGCUGGAGAGAACCCAUUGGUCACCCAGGAUCUCUUAUCUGGAGCCAGAGUGUGAGGCAGAGAAACAGCACAACAGCAUAAAAGUGGCGGUAAAAAAGAGAAUCUUAAUGACCAGUCCAUUUCUCCCAGACCAUCGCCAGCACUUUUCAGAUGCCAUUUUUGGAUGAAGACAAGAGCUUCCAAGGUGUCUACAAACCAACAGCCCAUCAGCACCCGCAGGAAAGUGGCCGAACCAUGUGCAGCGAGUGUUACACCAACCAGACCUACAUCCACGAUGACGGCAGCACCCACCGGUACUCUUCCAGGCUGGCACCUGAUAAGAGCGGCCUCAUCUUAGACAUCGGCUCCCUGAAAAUGAACGAGUUGGAGACGGAGGUCCCCCCGCUGCCCCCGCGCUACCGCUUCAGGGAUUUGCUGCUCCGAGACCAGACCUUCCAGAACGACGACAGGGUGCAAGUGGAAUUCUAUGUGAAUGAGAACACCUUCAAAGAGCGUCUCAAACUGUUUUUUAUCAAAAACCAAAGAUCAAGCCUCAGGAUACGUGUCUUCAAUUUCUCCCUCAAAUUGUUAUCCUGUUUCUUAUAUAUUGUCCGGGUUUUGCUGGAUGAUUCGACGCAAGCCGAGUGCUGCCCAAAGCAGAAUGCCACUGUUCAUAAACACCAGGAGAUCCGCUGGGAAGCCAUCCUGUGGGUGGAGAGAGCAACUCCUUUAUGGGUGAUACAGGUUAUAGUGGCUGUUAUCAGUUUCUCCGAGACAAUGCUUCUCAUCUAUCUCAGCUAUAAGGGUAACAUCUGGGAACAGAUCUUUCGCAUCUCAUUCAUUUUGGAGAUGAUCAACACCGUUCCGUUCAUCAUCACGAUAUUUUGGUCGCCUCUGAGAAAUGUAUUCAUUCCCGUUUUCCUCAACUGUUGGCUGGCAAAAUGUGUUUUGGAGAACAUGAUUAAUGACCUACAUCGAGCUAUCCAGAGGAUACAAUCGGCCAUGUUUAAUCAGGUGAUCAUUCUGGUCUGCACCCUUCUGUGCCUUGUGUUCACAGGCAUGUGCGGCAUCCAGCAUUUGGAAAGAGCCGGAGAAAACCUCUCGCUCUUCAAAUCUUUUUACUUUUGCAUCGUCACCUUUUCCACUGUGGGUUAUGGAGACGUUACGCCCCAAAUCUGGCCUUCCCAGCUGCUUGUGGUAAUCAUGAUAUGUGUGGCGCUGGUGGUAUUGCCUCUACAGUUUGAGGAACUGGUGUACCUGUGGAUGGAGCGUCAGAAAUCUGGAGGAAAUUACAGCCGUCACAGGGCCCAGACGGAGAAGCACGUGGUCCUUUGUGUCAGCUCCCUGAAGAUCGAUCUGCUGAUGGAUUUCCUCAAUGAAUUCUAUGCCCACCCUCGACUGCAGGAUUACUACGUAGUGAUACUUUGUCCAACAGAGAUGGAUAUUCAAGUUCGUCGGGUCCUUCAGAUUCCGUUGUGGUCUCAACGAGUUAUCUAUCUCCAAGGUUCAGCCUUAAAAGAUCAAGACCUUAUGAGAGCAAAAAUGGAUGAUGCCGAGGCUUGCUUCAUCCUCAGCAGCCGCAACGAGGUGGACCGCACAGCAGCAGACCAUCAAACCAUCUUGAGAGCAUGGGCAGUAAAAGAUUUUGCCCCUAACUGCCCUCUGUAUGUGCAGAUCCUAAAGCCUGAAAAUAAAUUCCAUGUAAAAUUUGCAGAUCAUGUGGUUUGCGAGGAGGAAUUUAAGUACGCCAUGCUGGCCCUCAAUUGUGUCUGCCCGGCCACUUCCACGCUGAUCACCCUGCUAGUUCAUACCUCCAGGGGGCAGGAAGGACAGGAGUCCCCAGAGCAAUGGCAGAGGAUGUAUGGACGCUGCUCUGGAAAUGAAGUCUAUCACAUUCGGCUGGGGGACAGCAAGUUCUUCAUGGAGUACGAGGGCAAAAGCUUCACCUAUGCUGCUUUCCAUGCACACAAGAAGUAUGGUGUGUGCUUGAUAGGAGUCAAGCGAGAAGACAACAAGAGCAUUCUUCUGAAUCCUGGGCCAAGGCACAUCAUGGCCUCUAGUGACACCUGCUUUUAUAUCAACAUCACCAAGGAGGAGAACUCUGCAUUCAUCUUCAAGCAGGAGGAGAAGCAGAAGCGGAAAGGACGAGGCUUGUAUGAUGGGCCAUCGCGGCUGCCGGUUCACAGUAUCAUCGCCAGCAUGGGUACAGUCGCAAUGGACCUGCAGCACACAGACUGCCGUCCCAUGAACAGCAGCAAGCUGACGCUUCCAUCUGAGAAUGGCGUGGGAACCCGAAGGCCCAGUAUUGCCCCAGUUCUGGAAAUCGCAGACACCAGUACCGUGCUACCGUGUGACCUCUUGAGCGACCAGUCGGAGGAUGAGCUCACGCAGUCAGAUGAUGAAAGCUUUCCAAUAAUAGAAUAUGUGAAAGGGUAUCCUCCGAAUUCACCCUACAUUGGGAGCUCCCCUACUCUCUGUCAUCUCCUGCCCUCCAAAGCCGCCUUCUGCUGCCUGCGCCUGGAUAAGGGCUGCAGGCACAACAGCUUUGAAGACGCCAAGGCCUACGGCUUUAAGAACAAGCUGAUUAUCGUUUCAGCAGAGACCGCUGGGAAUGGGCUGUAUAAUUUCAUUGUCCCUCUGCGGGCUUAUUACAGAUGCCGGAAAGAGUUGAACCCUAUCGUUUUGCUCUUGGACAACCCGCCUGAUAACCACUUCUUAGAGGCCAUCUGUUGCUUUCCCAUGGUUUACUUUAUGGUUGGCACCAUAGACAACUUGGAUAAUUUACUGCAGUGUGGGAUCAUUUAUGCGGACAACCUGGUGGUGGUAGAUAAAGAAAGCACAAUGAGCGCAGAGGAGGAUUACAUGGCUGAUGCAAAGACAAUCGUAAAUGUACAAACAAUGUUCAGGCUAUUCCCAAGUUUGAGUAUCACCACAGAGCUGACACACCCUUCCAACAUGCGCUUCAUGCAGUUUAGAGCAAAGGACUCAUACUCUCUCACCUUAUCCAAGCUAGAAAAGAAAGAACGGGAAAAUGGAUCCAAUUUGGCUUUUAUGUUUAGACUCCCUUUUGCUGCUGGAAGAGUUUUUAGCAUCAGUAUGUUGGAUACAUUAUUAUAUCAGUCCUUCGUGAAGGAUUACAUGAUAACAAUCACAAGGCUUCUGCUUGGUCUGGACACCACACCCGGCUCUGGUUACUUAUGUGCUAUGAAAAUCACAGAGGAUGACCUGUGGAUUCAAACCUAUGGCAGAUUAUUUCAGAAACUCUGCUCGUCCAGCGCGGAAAUUCCUUUCGGGAUCUACAGAACACAAUCACAUACGUUUCCCACAUUGGAGCCUCACGACAUUAGAACACAGUCCCAGAUCUCCAUCAAUGUAGAAGACUGCGAGGACACAAAAGAUGUCAAAGAAUACUGGUCCGGCAAAAGCACGCAGAGGAACUCCACGUCCAGUGACCAAUCAGAUCACCCCUUGUUGAGAAGGAAAAGCAUGCAGUGGGCACGGCGGCUUAGCAGGAAAGGAAACAAGCAAGCAAAUAAGUCGGCUGAGUGGAUAAGUCAGCAGCGGUUGAACUUGUACAGGAGGUCAGAGCGGCAGGAACUCUCUGAGCUGGUUAAAAACAGAAUGAAGCACCUUGGCUUGCCCACCUUGGGGUAUGAGGAUGUAGCAAAUUUAACUGCCAGUGAUGUGAUGAAUCGGGUAAACCUUGGAUAUUUGCAAGAUGAAAUGAACGACCACCAGAACACAUUGUCAUAUGUCCUCAUUAAUCCACCCCCUGACACCCGCCUGGAACUCAACGAUAUUGUAUACUUGAUCCGAUCAGACCCCCUCGCACACGUCUCCAAUGACUCCCACAGCCGGAAAAGCAGCAACAGCUACAAAAUGGAUCAAGUGGGAAAUCCAGAAACAAGGGACGAGACACAGCUAUGAGUGUGAAAUAGAACUAUUCAAAAUGGUGCCUAUAAAGCCACUCAACUUCCAGACUCUCUAUCAUGUGAAGUGCCAGAGGCUGACUGUGAGUAUUACGGGAAGAGUGUGGAGUAGGAAGAGGAGAAGGACCUUCAUUUUUCAUUUAUCCACUGCCAACUUCUAAGCAUUGCGCACCUUUCUCAAUCUUCAAGCUUCUGCCUUGUAUAAUCUUAUCUACCAAGGUAUGUCCAACAAACUCCAUCAGAGCAAAUGGUUAUCCAACUUGCGAACAAACUGCAUAAGGUUCGGAGAAACGGUUCUGACCUGUAUUGUGUUUACAUUGACUUCUGUGCAAGAGUCGCAGCUUUGCUUACUGAAACAGUCCACAACAUCUAAGCAGAGAACUAGAUGCACUGAUGAUAGCCUUAAAUCUCCCCAAAUCAUAUCUAGCUCUCCAUGUAGUUACUGAGAGCUUGCAAAGAAGGCACUUACAGCUGCAUGCCCACAGCAUCCAAUAUGUCUAACACAUUACACCAUGCUGCACUAUAAUUCAAAACAUUGCACCCACCUGGCCCCAGGGGCUGUUACACAUUAUACCAGUGGCAACCAACCAGUGGCUACAGGUUGCUCUCAGACCCUUUGGAUGUUGCUCCCCAUGGCCUCAAAGCAGGUGCUUAAUUUUGAAUUCCAGGUAUGAAGGCACAUUGUGGUUACAUUAAAAACAACUGUACUGCCAAACAGAACCUCAUGUAGGCUGCCAGUCUUCCAUAGAGGCUACUAAAUGGUCAAUCACAGCCCUUGUUUGAUACCUCCAAAAACAUUUUUCAUGCUUGUGAUGCUCCCCAACUCCUUUUUACAUCUGAAUAUUGCUCACAGGUAAAAAAGUUAGGGACUCCUGCAUUAUGCAAUUCUCCAUAGGUGUGUUCUGCUAAAGGCACAAAAAAGACUCCAGCCACUUAACACAAUUCUAUAUCAACAGUUCCCGUAACUAAAACAUAUGGAAAGCACAUCUAGAUCUGUAGGAAAAACUCACAUAUACACAUUUACAGACUGGGCCCCUCUUUCAAACAAUACUCAUACUAUAUGGAUAUCAGUGAUGGUCAAACAUAUUUGGUUAAAGGGAACUCCUAGACGCCUUGUUUACAUCGAACAUUUGAACAAAGCCUUGGGAAACUCAAACUGAUAUGGAAUUAUAUCUCUAUUUUACCAGUAUUUUUAUUUUAAUUGCACAAUUUAAUACCAUAUCAGUAUUACUUGGCCAAAGCCGAAAAAAAGGUAUAUUUGUUUUACUCCUCCAUAAACUUUGUUUUUUUUAUUUGCUCCAGAUUUGGAGGUAGCCAGGUCUGGGCAAUGCAAUAUUCCAUAUCAACCCAGCCCCAUAUCAACAAAAUGUCUGGCAUAUUGGAAACUUGUUGACUAAUUAGGUCAGUGUAAGGACUACGGUACAUUAUUAUUAUUAUUAUUAUUAUUAUUAAGUCUGGUUGUUGCUGCUAUUAUUAAUUCCCAUUAACUGGUAUGAGAACUGAGCAAAGUAGCACCAGAAAAUGGAUCAGAUCUUACAAAAUGUUGUGUCUCUUGUCCCAUCAAUGGCAACGAAAUAAUCAAUUUAUACAAAGGCAGCAAUUACGUUGAGCUGACCUGUGGGUUGGAAAAAUAAUGGCUCCUAAUUAGUUGUAUACUUCCCUUCCUUACCCUAUCGGUGAAUUGAGUUCCAGGGCAUAUAUUCAAUGGAGACUGCACAUUUUUGUUCCACCUGUCAAUGGACAUUUUCAAUUCAGGCUUGCCUUUCUUACUUCUGGCUAAGGAAAUGAGUACAAUUCUGGUGGGUUGAACUCCUUUCCAAUAACAAAAAACAUCUUAUUGCAUCACAGAUGCAUUCCUCUUUCCACCUCAUGCCUUGGAUUAUGAAAAAAAUCUGGCAGUAUGACAGCAAAGUUACUAUGGAAGUCGGAUGAUAUGUUGAGUCAAACAAGACAUCUGAUCCAAGGUCAAUCCUGUCUUUAAAUUUUUGAAAAUUCAGUUUUUCACAAGCCACACGGGCAGAUUCAGGGAGAUAAAUCUCCAGGUGACAAAU
Molecule: messenger RNA, 6790 nt
Organism: Xenopus laevis (African clawed frog)
Lineage: Eukaryota; Metazoa; Chordata; Amphibia; Anura; Pipidae
Gene: kcnt1.S
Product: potassium channel, sodium activated subfamily T, member 1 S homeolog
Exons: 32
Coding region: 982-4737 (1251 amino acids)
Source: RefSeq, a predicted model, not a curated record